This is a messenger RNA of Pimephales promelas (fathead minnow), 1608 nucleotides long. RefSeq names its product distal membrane-arm assembly complex protein 1. The record is from RefSeq and is a predicted model, not a curated record. NCBI's taxonomy places the organism in Eukaryota, Metazoa, Chordata, Actinopteri, Cypriniformes, Leuciscidae.
GAAAGUGCGACUUGACGGUAAAAGGUGAUGUGAGACAGUGAGAGUUAAAAGACUUAAAAGCGCGUGCGCCUUUUCAUUUACACAAUAUUACAGACCAAUCUCCAGUAGCCUAAACCAGUAACAGGUUAAAAACAUUGUAUAAUGAUGUACUCCCACAAUGCACCGCAUCGUGUCAACUGACAGUGCACACUGACCUUUUUUCACGAUCUAGGGAAGCCUGAGCAUUUAUAUCAAGCGAAUAAUUAAGGAGUUUUGUCGUGCUCGUGAUCAUCAUGAGCGCCAUGAGGACCAUGUUGGCCUCGAUCGGGCUGGUCGGGGUUGUCGGUGUCGGCUACGGAAUGUGGGCCAUGAUUUCACCUGGAGAGGAGAGGAAAAGGGAAAUGCUGAAGAAUCUGCCCGAGGCCAACCCCCUCCGAAUGGAGGAGAGCAGGAGGAGAAAUGCCCUCAUGCUCCAGGUGCUGAAAGAGGCUGCAGAGACCAAUGAAAACAUUGCACGUGGAUUUGGAGGCCAGAAAUGAUGGAAUGAAACUUCACAUAUCAGACUUUAACAUGCUACCGGGAUUAUGUACAUACAUGGGAGGAAAAGUAUAAUGCUACAGUGAUUUAUUUAAAUAAAUUAUCUGCAAAUGCUCCAUGUCAUAGGCUAUGACGUUGGUUAUUAUAUGAUGGACAUGGUCGUGAAUGGCACUGACAGAUUUGUUUUGCUUUUGUUUUCCUUCCUGGAUAAAUAAUCUUAAAAUAGUUGGUGUUUUGGACCAUAAGUUCCAAAAACAACUUAAGUUGGCAUGACCUGCUAUUUACUGGUUUUGUGGCUUGUCCAAAAACCUGGAUUAUCCAACAGGGUUAGUGUUUUACAAGUAAAAUUGUUUAAUGUAUUGUAAUGUAAACCCUUUACUGUAAAUCUCAAUCGUGAACAAGUUCAGUGAAUAGUGUUUCUAGUUUCUAUUACGCUCUGUAAUUGUGCUUGCGUAAUAUCUGCACAGCAAUGACUUGCACGAGUGCAUAACACACACAGCGCUAACACUAAACGCUUCCGGUUUUUAAGGUCAUUGAAAACACGACAUUUUUCACAAUGCGUCCAAAUUCUUGACAGAGUUCGUGCUGGAGGAUAAGUCUAUGUAUCAAUAUUAAAAAUGUUAGGAAGUUUUUUGGAAAUUAGAACGCGUCAUUGUUUAUAAACAGCUGAAAACAGUACAAAAGGAGCUUUGACGCGUUCUCCAGAACAUGUCAAAUCCAACGCCACUACCGGCGAAGUCGAGUCAAGUCGACUGCUGGAGCUGUCGAAUCCUCUCGGGCGGUGGGCUGCUGGCUGCAGGCGGAUAUGUGUACAUGCAAGCGCAGAAAUUAAAGCAUUUAAGUGGACCCACAUCUAUGGGCAGAGUGGCUCAAAUCAUGUUCGCAGCAGGUUUGGCUUCUUGGGGCCUCGUGGUGAUCGCUGAUCCAGUGGGAAAGAAAACAAGAAAAGAAUAGCAUUGCACUUUCUGCUCCUACAAUGACAAGACUUUUAGAUUAGAAUGAAUCACCAAAGCCACAUCUCAUGAUGCUACAAAGUUCAAAUUUUACGCCAAUGUACAUUCAAACCGUGAAAAUUAAAUGAAUCAUAUUGCA